CUUUUCGAAAAGCAGUUGGAAUUUUAUAAAUAGGAGAAUCGAUUCUCGACUCUCCGCUUUUUCGAGUAAGAGGGUACUACACACCGUGUGUCCGAUGAAGUUUUGCAUUCCUGUGUGAAAAUAUCUUCUUAGUUGUUCAGAUGAUACAUAAAUUCUCUCUUAUUUUCUGCAAUCACGGAAACGAAAAAGCCAACAAGGGUAUAUAAACACACGGAAGUUGACAGUUAAUAAGCUACCUCCAAAAAUGGGAAGAAACAGGGAGAUGCUGUCGCCAGUUUUAUUGUUGUUUAUGUUGUCUGGUUUUGUCAUCAACUUGUGUAACGCCGAAGUUUUGCAACCGCCGCAUAUUUUCAUGGGCAAACAAAUGGAUCCGUGCGCGAGCAAGUGCAAGGAAGCGUCCCUGCCCUUGAUAAACAAAGACGCUGAUCCCGAGCUGAAGUAUAUGAGGGCUUGUUGCGAAAGGGGAUGCCGAUUUUACAACUUGAUUAAUUUGAGUCAAGAACUCGAGACACCCGGUUCGAACAAUAGUCUGUCUCAAUGUGAUUCGUCCUGCACUAUGGCAUACCAAGAUUUACAGGAAUUAGUAGCAUGUAGGACUGGCUGUGCUCUCAUGACAGACCAGCGCUUGGACAGUUUCACACCUUUAUUUUCUAUUGCAAUUCAAUUUGGAGAUGUUCAACCAAAUAUUUUGUUCCCACAAGACACUCCAGAUAAUAAUAUCUUUACUGAUUUUGGAUUGAGUAAGGAAUUGUUGCCAGUCUGGUGGAAUGAAAAUGGAAUGAAAUUACCGGAAACAUACUUGAAAACAAUACCGAUCGAUACUGGGUCAAUGGACUACACCGCUCCAUCCGAGUACUUGGAAGAAAAUGAGAAAUCAACAUCUUUGCCAGGAUCAGAUUGGCUACAGUGUGCUUCACGACAUACAGGGAUACCACGUUGGCUUUUGGCACUGGCAAUCGCUACAGCCGCACUGUCAGCCUUGUGGCUUUGUCUGUCUCCAGAAAAACCAACCGACAUUGAAAAAGUAACUCUAACCGAUCCUAGUCCUACAAGCAAAAUUACGGUAUAUUUGCCUGAUGAGGCACCUUUGCAUAAAAAACCACCUCCCAAGUAUGAUGAAGUGGUGAAUUUAACUGAUUCCAGCUUAAAAGUUUAAAUCCGAUAUGUUUGCCGAAAACGGGUUUGCAUUUUAAUAUUAACUGAUUUGUACAAUUUUUGAUUAAUAUCAGUAACCAUCGCUAAAUCAAAACUUUGUUUGAAAUCGACCUUAAUAUAUUUUUGAUUGAUUGAAAAAAUAAAAGUACUUAACAUUAAAUUACGUGUCGGUCAAUCAAAACUAAUAAAAUUAUUUUAAAUUACAAUGCAUUGGCGAUUGGAGGCACUAAAUGUACGGUUUGGUGGUGUAGCUAUAUUUGACGCCGACAAAAGAUAUAAAUGUAGGCAUACAAUAAUGAUAAUUAGUAUCUUGUCGGUGCCAUUUUCCUAUGUGAAAACCGUGCCCCUCUAAUUGCAGACCCCAAUACACCUUUACAUAAAGACUUGAACCAUUAUUACGAUAAAAAUUAGAGAGUAGCUAUAUCCUCGUAAAAUAUAAAUGUAAUUAAAUCUAUGAUAAUCAUAAAGAUGCAAAAAAAAGUACAGAUAUUGUAACGACUAUAAUGUUGCGGCAUUGCAUACCCCUUUUGCUGCGGCGUCUUCGUGGACGUGAGAAACGGCAGUCGCUCCUUUUUGGAUCAUUGUUUUGAUUAUUCUCGGCCACGUCAGACUUGGCUGUGAAACUUAAUAAUACUACGUAUAUUAAAUAAAUUUUACUUGGGAAAAACCAAACGCAAUAGCAGCAGUAAUGCAUACAUAUGUAUCAUAAUUUUUCCAUGACUA
Copidosoma floridanum is the source of this 1878-nucleotide messenger RNA. Its product is annotated as transmembrane protein 59-like. The record is from RefSeq and is a predicted model, not a curated record. Lineage: Eukaryota; Metazoa; Arthropoda; Insecta; Hymenoptera; Encyrtidae.